CUGGAUGGUCCGCUGCGUGCCCUACUUCAAGGACAAGGGCGACAGCAACAGCUCGGCCGGGUGGAAGAAUUCGAUCCGGCACAACUUGUCACUCCACAGCCGAUUCGUCAGGGUGCAGAAUGAAGGCACUGGGAAAAGCUCUUGGUGGAUGAUCAAUCCAGAUGGUGGAAAAGGCGGCAAGGCGCCCCGGAGACGCGCUGUGUCAAUGGACAACAGCAACAAGUACACCAAGAGCAGAGGGCGGGCAGCAAAGAAAAAGGCAGCCCUGCAGACAGCCCAGGAGACGAGCGAGGACAGCCCUUCCCAGCUCUCCAAGUGGCCGGGGAGUCCCACCUCCCGCAGCAGCGACGAGCUGGAUGCGUGGACGGAUUUUCGCUCCCGUACAAAUUCAAAUGCCAGUACGAUCAGUGGCCGCUUGUCACCCAUUUUGGCGAGCACCGAGCUCGAUGAUGUUCAAGAUGACGAUGCUCCACUUUCUCCCAUGCUGUACAGUAGUCCAUCAAGCUUGUCCCCAUCAGUAAACAAACCAUGUACUGUGGAGUUGCCUAGGUUGACUGAUAUGGCUGGGACAAUGAACUUGAAUGAUGGACUGACUGAUAACCUGAUGGAUGAUCUCUUGGACAAUAUAACACUCCCUCCCUCCCAGCAGUCACCCACAGGAGGGAUGAUGCAGAGAAGCUCCAGUUUUCCUUAUGGUUCCAAAGGUUCAGGGCUGGGCUCCCCAUCAAGCAGUUUCAACAAUGCUGUGUUUGGGCCGUCGUCCCUGAAUUCCCUCCGCCAGUCACCCAUGCAGACGAUUCAGGAGAACAAGCAGGCCACCUUCUCUUCCAUUUCUCAUUACAACAACCAGACGCUGCAGGAUCUCCUCACCUCUGACGCGCUGAGUCACAGCGAUGUCAUGAUGACACAGUCUGACCCACUCAUGUCACAAGCCAGCACAGCUGUGUCCGCCCAGAAUUCCCGCAGGAAUAUAAUGCUCCGCAACGACCCCAUGAUGUCGUUUGCCGCGCAGUCCAGCCAGGGCGGUCUGGUCAAUCAGAACCUGUCCCAUCACCAGCACCAGUCCCACAGCUCCUCUCUCAGCGGCAGCCGUGCCUUGUCCAAUUCCAUCAGUAACAUAGGCUUGAGUGACUCCAACAGCUUGGGAUCCUCCAAACAUCAGCAGUCACCUGUCAAUCAGUCUAUGCAAACACUUUCUGACCCGCUGUCAGGCUCCUCUUUGUACUCUAGCGUGAACCUCCCGGUCAUGGGGCAUGAGAAAUUCCCGAGUGACUUGGACCUGGACAUUUUCAACGGGAGCCUGGAGUGUGACAUGGAGUCCAUUAUCCGCAGUGAACUCAUGGAUGCUGAUGGGCUGGAUUUUAAUUUUGAUUCCCUCAUCUCAGCUCAGAACGUUGUCAGUCUGAAUGUGGGGAACUUCACUGGUGCUAAACAGGCUUCAUCACAGAGUUGGGUACCAGGCUGAAGGAUCUUUGAGAACAGGGAAAACGGGCAAACAGGCCCUCAAACUGACACGAGAUGUAGAGAGAGAACCCUUUGCCAAAUCUGCUGUCAGCAAGUGGACAGUGAUACUGUUUACAGCUUACGACCUUUGUGAACCCUGCAUUAUUUUCCUAAUGAAGCAGACUGUUAAUAGGCCCCUUACUGGAGUGAAGAACCUAUUUUUUCCCCCCUCUUUUUCUUUUUUUUCUUGUUUUGUUGAAAACUGAACUCAUUCUGAAGUAUGCAAAAUCUUCCUUUUCUGGGAUGGCCAAGCACCUGCUGUGGAGACAAUGUUCAGCACCAUCCUGUUGAGAACACACUGUGUAGCCUUUACACUAGUUACUUGUCAAUGAGUAUGUGGUGUUUCAAUAUAUUAAUGGUUUAUGGGAUGUUUUAAGUUGGCUUUUCUUUUUGGAGGUUUCCCCUAUCUGCCCACCCUCCCCCCUACAGCCUCCAGUUUGAUUUCAGUAGAUUUUUAAUCAUUUUUGCUUUCUCUCCCUGGGGAAUCUGAGGCACUGUGCACAUGCGUGGAAAUGACCGUAACCCGGCACUGCUCAGGUGUCAGGGUUUUCUGAAGGUGCAGCGUUUGUUAGUCCUGUCAACCAGCUGGAUUCCAGAGAGGGGAUGUGUGUGACCUGUUUGUUUGUAGGGUUGGUUGGUUGAUUUCUUUCUUAUUCUUUAAGUUCAAUGGUACGCCCCUGUUUUCCGUAAGGGUCAACCCGGAGCUGGUUGCACAGCAAGGGAAGCUGGCGAGUUUUCCUCUUGCCUCACGAGGACGGACUGACAGCAGGUGCCGUUGCCCUCAUGUGCACCGAGGCAGGAGCCCUUUCCUGCCCACUGGAGCAGGCUCCCCUCCUGUCUUACCCAGCAAAGCUGCCCUCACUGCCCCAGUGAGCUGGGGAGGAGCUAUGGGCUGAGCUGCCACGCAGGCUGGAUGUAGUCACCUGUAGAGAUGUGUUUGAAAACACAGAAAUGAAAGGAAACGUGGCGGCUGGGCAUCGGCAGGUGACUUGCAGUGACAAUGCCAGGAGCCUAGGCACAGAUCACUGCAGGGUGUGUUAUGGCGUUAGUGAUCCUGUUUAUUUUUGUUGUUGUUGUUUUGGACAUAUCCUUGAUUAUUUUUUCCUUCUCAUUAUGUAUAAUCCAUUGUGGCAGAAGAAGCAGGAGUGGGAAUGGCAAGGUGACAGUAUCAUACAAAUGGCUUUUCAUAUGAGCAUAGAUUGUAGCAGGAUAAAUGACACUGAAAGACAAGGCAGUUUUAUAUAUUUUGCUUCUAAGAUUUUCUUUUGUAAAAUGAAUAAUAAUUAAUAAUAAUAAUGAAUAAAAGGUAUGGUGCUGUAUAGAUCCUCUCUAUAAUCUGGAAAGAUUGAUUACUUUUUAUUAGUAUCUGGGGGGGAGGGAUACAAAAAAGAGGAGAAAACACCAGUGGUACAUAGCAACUUGGUAUGAAGAGGUUCUGAAUAGGACAGUGUAUACAUAAUUCUCCAAAGCGAUAUAUGAAGUUUUUUUUUUUCCUUUGCAUAAAAGCAUUAUGCAUAUAAAUAUAUAAAUAUAUUUUAUUAUGUACAGAAAUGGAUCAUUAUGCAUGGAUGUUAGGAAAACAAAACUAGCAUUUUAACCCAAAGUCUCAGUGCAUGAGUUCCCACCGACCCGUGUCCCAUGCAAUGUGGAGUGACUCCCUCUCGCCACUGCCACCGCACUUGCACAGUCAUGCACCAACACUCACACACAUUCGUGGGCCCUUCCUCACUCCUUGCUUUCCAGGUCCCUGAGGUGAUUUUGGUGAAACAACGGCUCCCAGUGUGAUGGAAGUUUUGGGUUUGUAUGUAGCCCCCAUGCUGUUCUCUCAUAAAGAUGCACCUCUUGGUUUCUCCCCCCAGUUAUGACUGCGUAGGCUCUGUGCUGUUGUGGUUAGCAUAGCCUGUAACAUAUCAAAUCUACCAAGCAGCCAAGGAUUUAUCAUUUGCCUUUUAAAAAAACUUCUCUUUUCUUUUGACACAGAGGGGUUCUGUUUGUUAGCAUGUGGCCUAGUUUAUUGCAUUCAUUGGAGCUGGCUGGUGCACAUUGCCCGUGUCUAUCAGCAGCUGGCUUCCCGGGAUGCUUGUGUGGCACAGCUGGGUACCCUGCUUACCUGAGUCCAGCUGCAGGCACCUUUUACUGAAUUUGGUCUAGAGUUCAUCACUGGCCUCCUCUGAGCAUGUGCCAUUAGCUCUUAACUUCCUGGUACACCCAAAAUGUGAGUGUAUGCUGAAGGACUUCCCUCUGGUGUUUCUUUUGCUGAGGCAUCUCUGCAGCUGCUGUCCUGUUUUGGGGCCACGUUUUGGCUGUCAGCAGAGUGCACUCAGUGGCUCCCCGUGCUCAAGUGCAGCUUUUGAUCCCUGCACAGUUGAGUCUCCAGUGAGAUUCAUGGUGCUGCCCAAAGAUCACUAUCACUGACAGAUCAGUAAAACCUGACUUGAUGGUAUGGCCAAAGUGACCAAACCCCAUAAUUUUUGUUUUGUUCUUGGUACAGAUUCAGUUCUUGUCAAAGGCAAGGGAAGGCCUGUUGAAAGCUUAAAUGAAACGAGUGCAAAUUCUUCUCUGUUCCAGUAACUUAGCCUGCUUGGGUUCAGAGGAACUGCUUUCCACUGGCAGAAAUGAGAGACAAAACUAUGGCCUGCUCUGUUCAGAAAAUGGAGGAAAAACAUUUGGUUUAGGGACAGCCCAUCAAUGGCAGAGAAGUUUUUUUAAAAGAAAUAAUAAAAGCAUUAGGGCUGGACGGCUUAACCCGCCUCUCAGCAAUGCCAAGGAGAGCAUUUCCAUUGGCAUGGCUGGGACAGCUUGGCCCCCUGCUUUGGAGAACAUCCCAGCACUCACUGAAGAGGGAUGGACAUGGAGAGCCUCUUCAGUUUGGUUUGGUUUCUGUUGCUCAGUUUUGGGGCCAAAAUUUUCAAGCAGAAGUGCCUGGUGUCAGGCACCAAACACUGGGGACUCCAGCAUGGUAUCGGGGGCAAGCUGCUCUGCCCUCAUGGCUUCUUGAAGGAAGGGGAGGUGACAGGUCCCCCCCAGCCCCAGGGGAAGGUCACCUCCCUCUACACCUGCUGAGGUGCCCAGCAAAGGCCCUUCACUCCAGAGGUGCUAAAUAAAUCUCCCUGAAUUCAAAGGGCCAGUUAUUUAGGUGUCAAAAUUGGGCCUUGAAUAGCUAGUUUGGGGAACCUACUUUUUGGAAAUUUGGCCUUUGAGCCUUUGAACAUGUUUAUGCCUAGGAGUUUUCCUUGUGAAAUCAUGUAAAACAGAUGAAGGUCAAGGUCACAAUUACAUGGGUAUCUUUUGAACACUUAGUCUCAACAAAAUGUCUAAAAAGGUGUUAUUUAUUCAGUUCCUAGUCACAUUUUCUAAAAAAAAAAAAUUCUAUUAAGAGUAAUUGGAUAGUUAAACACUGCUCAACUCCAGAAAUUUUUGUGCCAUUGCUUAAAAAAAGUUACCUUUUAGGUCAUGUAUUUCUCCAAAAUUAUAUCAUUGCUUGGCAAUUGGUGUCCUGUAAGUGUUUCAAGUACACAAUAUACCUUUGGAAUUGCCAACAGAUGCGAAGGGGGACCAGAUAGACUUCGUAACUAUGGGUUGGAAAAAAUGGAUUGUACAUUUGGCUUCACAUGUUUAACUUUUUUUUUAAAAAGUUGCAUGAUUGGAAAAAAUAUGUAUACAGUAUCUGUAAAACUGUUUUAUCUGUUUCUGUUUCAAGCCAUGUAAAUUGGAAGAAUAUUAAAUCCACAGCCUUAUCGCGCAUGGCCGUCUUUACAUACCGAAGAGCUGAACAGUUUAUACUUUUCAUUUGGGCUAUCUUGUACUUUCAUUUGAAAGCAGACACUCUCACGUUGCAGUCUUACUGAGGAUUUUAUAUUUAAAAAGAAAAAAAAAGAAAACCAACAAAAAAAAAUCUAAGAAAAGAGAUGCUGCCCUGGAGGAAUAUAUUACCUUACUACUCAGAGGUUGGAAGGAAGUUUGUUUUGGAGCAAAACCUGCCCCUUUCCAAAUGAAGUAGAGACGCAGUGCUUACUCCACUUGGUGUUAGUAGAUAUUGCCUUGUGUAUUCCAUUUUAAAUUGUAAUCUAGUUUGUAAAAGAGAUGGUGACGCAUGUAAAUAAAGCAUAAUGGAUCUCUA
This is a messenger RNA of Ficedula albicollis (Collared flycatcher), 5623 nucleotides long. RefSeq names its product forkhead box O3 (gene FOXO3). Gene Ontology annotation, biological process: regulation of transcription by RNA polymerase II. Lineage: Eukaryota; Metazoa; Chordata; Aves; Passeriformes; Muscicapidae. Gene Ontology annotation, molecular function: RNA polymerase II cis-regulatory region sequence-specific DNA binding; DNA-binding transcription factor activity, RNA polymerase II-specific. The transcript has 3 exons. Gene Ontology annotation, cellular component: mitochondrial matrix; nucleus. Bases 5 to 1465 code for a protein of 486 amino acids. The record is from RefSeq and is a predicted model, not a curated record.